Messenger RNA from Lolium rigidum, 241 nucleotides. Its product is annotated as metallothionein-like protein 1. The record is from RefSeq and is a predicted model, not a curated record. The transcript has 2 exons. Bases 1 to 225 code for a protein of 74 amino acids. Gene Ontology annotation, molecular function: metal ion binding. NCBI's taxonomy places the organism in Eukaryota, Viridiplantae, Streptophyta, Magnoliopsida, Poales, Poaceae.
AUGUCUUGCAACUGUGGAUCAAGCUGCGGCUGCGGCUCAAACUGCAACUGCGGCAAGAUGUACCCUGACUUGGAAGAGAAGAGGGGCGCCACCAUGCAGGCCACCGUCGUCGUCCUCGGCGCUGGGCCUGCCAAGGCGCAGUUUGAGGAGGCCGCCGAGUCCGUCGAGGCUGGCCAUGGUUGCAGCUGCGGUGCCAACUGCAAGUGCAACCCUUGCAACUGCUAAGAUGCAAGCGGUCGAU